Paracoccidioides brasiliensis Pb18 is the source of this 198-nucleotide messenger RNA. RefSeq lists its product as uncharacterized. The record is from RefSeq and is a predicted model, not a curated record. The coding region runs from base 1 to 198 and encodes 65 amino acids. The transcript has a single exon.
AUGAAAUAUCCCCAAAAACCGAAAUCUACCGAAUCAGCUGUUCUCGUAUCCUAUGUCCCGUCCAUGUCCUUGCUUUCCCCGAAAUACAAACUUGACGUAGAUCGGUCCCAUGCCAUCCUCAUGAUGAUGAAUGGGGGUUCUUUCCAGGAGGCGAAAAAAGAUCCAUCGGUUAAGAUGCCUGAAAUGGUAUAUCAUUGA